Molecule: messenger RNA, 11252 nt
Organism: Coregonus sp. 'balchen'
Lineage: Eukaryota; Metazoa; Chordata; Actinopteri; Salmoniformes; Salmonidae
Source: the annotation of a GenBank genome assembly
CGUCAUGUAAACACGUGAGCCGAAAAGGACAUAUAUAGAGGUAGAAUAAGCUAUUGUUCGAAACAUAAAGAAGUAGUUUGCAACAUGGCGUCGACGAGCCGGUGUGUACAAUAUGUAUUCCAAGCUAUGUUUUCUGUGUUAUUAUGCUUUCAUGUGGGAAAGUGAAAGUUAUUGAACAAUGAGUGGUGAUUGCGAUCAACACGGAGAGACCAUUGUUUCUAAGUGUUUUCCGUCAUAGCCGCCGGAAUGUCCAUUACUGACUGUUAGCUAACCUUCGCUAGCCUAACAGAAAACACUAUCAAAUCACAGUUGGACACAUUGUCUCGGUCGUAUAUCAUGUCAAUGAUCAUAUUGUUUGUAUGCAUCCGAUAUAGGUAGCGCAACAUUAUAUCUAACGUACAAAUCAUGACGCAGAUGCGAGUGUCAAUAAGCAAUUUCAUGUUUUGAAAGGAAUGUGUGAUGUCGCAAGGUGAUGUCGUCGGGCCAGCUCAGCUGGCUAAAUCCAAUUAGGUAGCUACAUUAAUGUUUUUACAGUAGCCGAGUCUCAACGCACACCGUGACAGUGAUUUAAUCAUGACAAAUUAUUCAGCCAUUGUAUUGAUAAUUGUCACAAGGACACGGCAAGUUGAUUUGGUUGUUUUACCAGCAAUUUAUUCCACUGGCUAGCACAAAAUAGCUUGUUUACACUUGCCCAAACGAAGAGAAAUUGACUGUUGACGCAGCACCAAGUCCGUUAGCUAACUAGUUAGCUAAAUGGGUUAUGUUUUGGUAUUGUAGAAUCGAAUUGGUGUCGAGGAUAACUUUGUGAAACGCUGGAAUGCCAUUUUAUGGGUCCCAUUGUCGAAAGCUUUUUGGCCACAAUGCCACUGAAUCAUAAUCAUCUACAUUAAGUUGACACAGUCUUUGCAGUGGCUUUUCUGUACUAGGUUUGAAGUAGGCCUACUUCCCAGUCCAUUUACCUUGGUAUGCAUAUACAUAUUCGAUCAAUAAACAAGUAACAUUGACUAUGGUGUUGAUGCUUGAGAGCAGUUACUGUUGUAAAACAAGCAACCAGAAUUGCUUUUGCAACAUGUAAUUUUCAGAAGUGCCUUUUGUUUUUAUAUUAUUAAAGGUAAAUAUAUUCCUCAUAUUUCUCAGAUUUAGGGAAAGACAGUCUGACAUGCUUAACAAUUUAUGUACAAUUUUAAUAAAGGCUAUAAGAUUUCCCUAUUAUCAUCAUUUGCCAAUUCACUAAACAACAUACUUGCUCACCUUGAGCAGUGUCAAUCGGCUUUAAGUGUAUAGCGUUAAGUAAACCAAUACCAUAUUCUUGGCUGUAAACCAGCUUUAUGGAAAUAAGUACAAUCACACCCAGUGCUGGGUUAACUCUCACUAGGCAGGGUCAAAGGUAAGAGGACACUGUUGGCUGACCUCUGGGAUGUAUUCUUUACUUGCAGUGGAGACGCCCUGGCCCUUCCCAAGGUGCAGUGCCCCAACCACCCAGAUGCCAUGCUGGUGGAAGACUACAGAGCAGGGGACAUGAUCUGCCCUGAGUGUGGCCUUGUAGUGGGUGAGUGAUAGGCUGAAACACGCACACACACAGCAUAUGUUUUUGUGGGGUCCUAAAAUGUAUUUCCAUUCAAAAUCCUAUGUUCCCUAAACCUAACCUUAACCCCUAAACCUAACCUUUAUUGUAAGCCUAACCCCUAAGCUUAAAAUAGCCUUUGUCGCUGUGGGAAACACAAAUUACGUUUGAUUGGUCACAUACACAUAUUUAGCAGAUGUUAUUGCGGGUGUAGCGAAAUACUUGCAACAGACUGACACAAAGCCUUAUCUGUAGGGAGGAGAAGUCUUUGCAGUAGGUAUAUAGCGUAACAUAACAUACAGAGGCCUGAUGUACAAGAUGGCCCCAUACUGGAUGGCAGCCGUUCUGCAAGCUCCGACCCAACUUUGCUAUUUUGUGGUUCUUUUGGUGUUUAUUUUUACUUUAUUUUCUCGAAUCCGCUGUCAUUUCUUAUAACCGACAAUAACUUUUGAACAUCUGAUCAGCAGUUACAUCUGCCCUGGGCUCGUUCUGUAAAUCCGACCCAAUUUUCGGGGUACCCAAGAGAAACCGCCAGAGGCUGGCUGCCUUGUCGCUGGAGAUUUUAAUUCUGCGUCAUUAAGACGUGAUGCCCAACUUCCAUCAACAUGUCUCCUUUGCCACUAGGGGCGAUAGUCCUAGACCACUGUUACUCUACCCACAAGCAAGCAUACAAGGCCCUCACUUGUUUGCCAUUCGGCAAAUCAGAUCAUGACUCCUGCUUCCUGUUUACAAGCAGAAGCUCAAACAGUACCCGUGACUCACUCCAUUGAGAAAUGGUAAUCAGAAUCAGAGAUUAUGCUACAGGAUUGCUUUGCUAGCUCUGAUUGGAAUAUGUUCAGAUACUUUGCCUAUAACAUCGAUGAGCUAACCACCUCUGUCACCGGCUUCAUAAGGAAAUGCUUCGUCGACGUUGUUCCCACAGUGAAGGUUUGCUGCUUCCCCAAUCAAAAUACCUUAAUUAACACAGAGGUUGGCGCUAAACUAAAGGACAGGACUACUGCACACAGAGCCAUCGCAGAGAACCCUGAGACUACGGCUGAGGACAGGAACAAGUACAAAAAGUCCCCUAGAACCUCCUUAGUCAUCAAACGAGCAAAAGGACAAUAUAGGAAUAAGGUGGAAUCAAAUUACAUGGGCUCCGAUGCCCGCCGCAUGUGGCAGGGGCUACAGUCCAUUACGGAUUACAAAGGAAGACCCAGCCAUGAUCUGCCCAACGAUGCCUCUCUACCAGACGAACUCAACGCAUUUUAUGCAUGCUUCGACAAUAACAACAUCAUGCCUGGUGUGAGGGCCACCACCGACCCAGAGGAAUGGGUGACCUCGCUCUCCGAGGUCGAAGUAAGGUCUUUAAUCAGGUCAACACUCGCAAGGCCGCGGGGCCGGACAGUAUUCCAGGGCGCAUUCUCAGAGCAUGUGCAGAUCAGCUGGCAGACAUAUUCACAGUAAUUUUCAACCUCUCCUUGUCCCAGUCUGUAAUCCCCACAUGUUUUAAGAUGACCACCAUCAUUCCUGUUCCCAAGAACUCUAAGGCUUCAUGCUACAAUGACUACCGCCCUGUAGCACUCACAUCUGUAAUCAUGAAUUGCUUUGAAAGGCUGGUUAUGGCACACAAUAACUCAAUCAUCCCAGACACCCUAGACCCUCUCCAUUUUGCAUACUGCCCCAACAUAUCCAUUGACGACACAAUCUCAAUUGCACGCCACACUGCCCUCACCCACCUAGAUAAGAGGAAUACCUAUGUGAGAAUGCUGUUAAUUGACUACAGCUCAGUGUUCAACACUAUUGUCCCCUCCAAGCUCAUCACCAAGCUUAGGACCCUGGGACUGAACACCUCCCUCUGCAACUGGAUCCUGGACUUCCUGAUGGGCCGACCUCAGAUAGUGAGGGUAGGCAACAUCACCUCCGCCACGCUGACCCUCAACACCCCCUGUUCACCCACGAUUGCGUGGCCACGCACGGCUCCAAUACCAUCAAGUUUGCUGACGACACGACGGUGGUGGUAGGCCUGAUCAGGAGGUCAGUGACCUGGCAGUGUGGUGCCGGGACAACAACCUCUCCCUCAAAGUCACCAAGGAGCUGAUCGUGAACUACAGGAAACCGGGGGGCGAGCACGCCCCCAUCCACAUCGACAGGGCUGCAAUGGAGCGGGUCGAAAGCUUCAAGUUCCUCUGCGUCCAAAUCACUGAGGACUUAAAAUGGUUCAAGCGCACAGUCGUGAAGACGGCGCGACAGUGGCUCUUCCCCCUCAGGAAGUUUGGCAUGGGCCCUCAAAUCCUUAAAGUUCUACAGCUGCACCAUCGAGAGCAUCUUGACUGGCUGCAUCACUGCUUGGUAUGGCAACAGCAAGUGGUACCGGUGCAUCAGUGCGACACCAACAGGCUCCUGAACAGCUUCAUUGCCAAGCCGUAAGACGGCUAAAUAGCUAACCCUUGAGUUGACCCUUGUAUGCAUUUUUAUUUCUUCAAUUACGCUGCUGCUACUCUGUUUAUCAUACAUCCUGAUGCCUAGUCACCUUACCCCUAUACAGAUCUACCUCUUUUACUCCAGUAUUCCUGCACAUUGUAAAUAUGGUAUUGGGAUUGACCCUGUAUAGAGUCUUACUUUCUCGUGUUCUUAUUAUAUAUAUAUUUUUUUAUUGUGUUUUCUUUUAUGUAAUUUUUUGUACUACAUUGAUAUUGAUCACUGCAUUGUUGGGUUUAGAGCUCGCAAGGAAGGCAUUUCACUGUACUUGUGCACGUGACAUUAAAACUUGAAACUGCUGGGCCUACACUUCUAUAGACACAGUCCUAACCUCUAGUUCAGGGGGAGUGAUGUGUUUGUGCUGGUAUUAUGACAUGUGACUUGAGCAGCAAGGCUCUUACAGAUGUCCUCCAGCGAUUUUUGCACUUCCUGUUGAAAAGGUUUAUCCCAAGUAUAAAUACGGUAAAGUACACACACUAACGGGUACAAAAAUAUGUUUUGAGCAAAAUAGUGUUUUUUUUUUUUGACUACUGCAAACUUCGAGUAGGGCAUUCAAGGAGUUGGUCUGAUGGGGACUUUGUGAUGUCAUCAGCCUCCCACCUUGCUUGAGGAACAAUAGAGAACAAAAGAGGGAAGGUCCCCCUCUUAUGUCAUGUCAUGAGGAUACCUGGACCACUUAUUGAGAUGUGCCUUUUGUUAAGUAAUCAGGUGUAGGGCGGCAGGUAGCUUAGUGGGUAAGAGCGUUGUGCCAGUAACCGAAAGGUCGCUGGUUCUAAUCCCCGAGCCGACUAGGUGAAAAAUCUGUCGAUGUGCCCUUAAGCAAGGCACUUAACCCUAAUUGCUCAUGUAAGUCGCUCUGGAUAAGAGCGUCUGCUAAAUGACUAAAAUGUAAAUGUUAAAUGAGGUGAAAAGGAGACUGGAGUAGGACUUUACACUAAAGACAUGUCAGACCUGUCACAUAGCUAGAGUGCAUAAUACCAGGAAAUCAUAGAAUAUAACAUCCGCUCAAAGAUACAAUAGAAUCAAAUCUGUCCACACCUUCCUUAGAUGGCCUUGGAAAGCCACCCUAGUUAGAGCAACAGAUAGCAUUACAGGGCUCUAUCUGAACGUAACAUAGCAGGUCUCCCAUUAUGAGACCCAUAGGAAACACUUGGCUAAUUAUAUGGGGACAUAGUGGGUAAGACGGACGAUUCAGUAAUGAUGUAAAGCUAGAUUGUAUCCCAUCGCUUUGCUGUGCCAUAAGGAGAUGAACGUCAAUUUAGUGCUGGAUAUUAGCAUGAUUUAUGUAUGGAAAGGGCUCAUUGGAUUAAGGCAAAAAAUCAAAUCCCUGACCCUGCUAGUUUCCAGGGCCUAAUUUAUAAACGUUACGUACGCACAAAAUAGGCCCCAAAACAUGCAGGCGCUAGUUUUCAUGCAAAAAUUGGCAUUUAUAAAAACAGAACUUGCCGUGAGAAUGUGCUUAUCCUCCUGCAAACUUUAGAUCAUGCGUAUGCGUAGUUUCUAGUGGUUGAAUUAUUGCAUUUCAACAAGGCAAAAGUAGCCUUGUGCAGGAAUAUUUGAUGACACUCUUAUUCAUAACAAAAAAAGGGUAGAUAAAUAUAAUAACAAGAUGCAAUCAUUUGCCGUUAGUGAAAAGAGCGAAAAUCCAUCUAAAAUCAGAAAGAAUUUGCAUUUUAUUUACAGUGCAUUCGGAAAGUAUUCAGACCCCUUGAAUAUUUCCACGUUUUGUUACGUUACAGCCUUAUUCUAAGAUUGAUUAUAUUGUUAAUUUUCCGCAUCAAUCUACACACAAUACCCCAUAAUGACAAAGCAAAGACAGGUUUUUAGAAUUUUUUGCAAAUGUAUUAAAAAUUUUAAACGUAAAUAUGACAUUUACAUAAGUAUUCAGACACUUUACUCAGUACUUUGUUGAAGCACCUUUGGCAGCGAUUACAGCCCUGAGUCUUCUUGGGUAUGACACUACAAGCUUGGCGCAUACCUGUAUUUGGGGAGUUUCUCCCAUUCUUCUCUGCAGAUUCUCUCAAGCUUUGUCAAAUAGCUGCACAGCUAUUUUCAGGUCUCUCCAGAGAUGUUAGACUGGGUUCAAGUCCGGGCUCUGGCUGGGCCACUCAAUGACAUUCAGAGACUUGUCCCGAAUCCACUCCUGAGUUGUCUUGGCUGUGUGCUUAGGGUAAUUGUCCUGUUGGAAGGUGUACCUUCGCCCCAGUCAGGUCCUGAGUGCUCUGGAGCAGGUUUUCAUCAAGGUUCUCUCUGUACUUUCCCGCUUUCAUCUUUCCCUCGAUCCUGACUAGUUUCCCAGUCCCUGCCGCUGAAAAACAUCCCCCCAGCAUUAUGCUGCCACCACCAUGCUUCACCAUAGGGAUGGUGCCAGGUUUCCUCCAGACGUGACACUUGGCAUUCAGUCCAAAGAGUUCAAUAUUGGUUUCAUCAGAACAAAGAAUCUUGUUUCUCAUGGUCUGAGUCCUUUAGAUGCAUUUUGGCAAACUCCAAGUGGGCUGUCAUGUGCCUUUUACUGAAGAGUGGCUUCUGUCUGGCCACUCUACCUAAAGGCCUGAUUGGUGGAGUGCUGCAGAGAUGGUUGUCCUUCUGGAAGUUCUCCCAUCUCCACAGAGGAACUCUGGAGCUCUGUCAGAGUGACCAAUGGGUUCUUGGUCACCUCCCUGACCAAGGCCCUUGUCCCCCGAUUGCUCAGUUUGGCUGGCGGCCAGCUCUAGGAAGAGUGGUGGUUCCAAACUUCUUCCAUUUAAGAAUGAUGGAGGCCACUGUGUUUUUUGGCACCUUCAAUGCUGCAGACAUUUUUUGGUACCCUUUGCAAGAUCUGUACCUCGACACAAUCCUAUCUCGGAGCUCUACGGACAAUUCCUUCGACCUCAUGGCUUGGUUUUUGCUCUGACAUGCACUGUCAACUGUGGGACCUUUAUAUAAAUGGGUGUGUGCCUUUCCAAAUCAUGUCCAAUCAAUUGAAUUUACCACAGGUGGACUCCAAUCAAGUUGUAGAAACAUCUCAAUGAUGAUCAUUGGAAACAGGAUGCACCUGAGCUCAAUUUCGAGUCUCAUAGCAAAGGGUCUGAAUUCUUAUUUCUGUUUACAUUUUUUAUAAAUUAGCAAACAUUUAGAAAAACCUGUUUUUGCAUUGUCAUUAUGGGGUAUUGUGUGUAGAUGAGGACAUUUUGAUUUAUUUAAUCCAUUUUAGAAUAAGGCUGUAAUGUAACAAAAUGUGGAGAAGGGGUCUGAAUACUUUCUUAAUGCAAUGAAGGUUUGGGAUAAAGUAAAUGCAAAACAUUACUGAAUUCAAUCGAUCUGUUUACCCAUCCGCAACAAUUUGCAAUUGUUUUUGUCUUUCAGAAACGGUCAGAUAGGCUACAGAAAAUGUUACUUCAAAAGAAAACAUUCUGCCAACACCUCCAAAGACAUUUGAUCAAGUUCGCCAUUGCUAUUUCCUUUAGAUGUUAUCUCGUCCUAAUUCCAAAGUAUACAGCAAAUAAGGGCGUUAUUGUCACCGUUUUUCGGGCAGAGUUAUAACGCUCGUUCACGCGCGCACAGUUUUACGUCACUUUAAUAAUGUUUACAUACUGUUUUACCCACUUCAUAUGUAUAUACUGUGUUCUAGUCGAUCGUCCUACUACUGUGCACAACUUUUCUAUUCAUAUACUGUCCAUCAUGUCUAUACACACAAUCAUAUACAUAUCUAUUUAUAUUAUGGACUCUGACAUUGCUCGUUGUAAUAUUUCAAUAUUUCUUAAAGGGAAAUUUCAACUUCAUAUUCAUAAUCUCCAGCACCACCCCAACAUCGUGUUAAAAUGGCAUGUUUCUAAGAUAGAGGAAGAUAAGUGUUUCCAAUGAUAUCUUUAACCAUUUAGUAGACAAUUAGUAGGUAAUGCCUACUCAUAAUUGGUUCAAAUCACACGAUGCAAACUGAUGUCAUUGGAAACACUUAUUUUAUCUUUUUUACUAUAAAACCUAGAAAUUUGCAAUUUUCACAUAUGUUGGGGUGGUGCUGGAGAUUAUGAAGUAGAAAUUUUUUGGAAUAUCCCUUUAAUUCCUUUUUAUUUUUUGGAUUAUGGUGUAUUGUUAGGUAUUACUGCACUGUUGGAGCUAGGAAAAUAACCAUUUCGCUACACCCGUCAUAACAUCUGCAAAAUAUGUGUACACGUCCAGUACAAAUUGAAUUGACAGGUUUGGUUUAUAACGGGAAACGUGCGCCAAGUUUACAAAUCUCAAUAUUUUUGUACAUGCGUCAUCUUUUCAGAAAUGGCGCACGUAGAUAUUUAGUGUAAAAUCUACGUAAUGGUUAUAAAUGAGGCCCCAGAAAGAGGCGAUAAACCAGAGUAAAUAUAAGGAAAGUGUCUAUUUCUUGAGUGAGAAUUAGACCAUCUUGUGGCUUGGUCUGGGAAGUGCAGGGUGUAUACAAAUCUGGGACAGGAACAAAGGGAAGACGUUAGUGUAGAUAAGCCACAACUGGCACAUUUGGUUAUUUUGUGUCGUGGUUGUAUCAUUACAAUUAGUUACUAUUCUUAUUUACAUAAACAUUUAUGAAGUGUUGGCCCUGGUCCCAGUGACACUGAAUACUGCUUCCCUUUCUAAUAUUGAAUUUCCUAAUCUCUUCUUGUCACAAAAGGAAGGACUUACUUGGUGAAAGCAUUAUUCUAUAAUGGUGAAAUCAAUACAGUGGGUGCUUGAUGUUUAUCGCUUUUACCUUUAUCUAUUCAUGUCAGUGCUCACUGUUCAAGGAGAUAAAGUAGGGUGAAUGGGGAAAGAAAGCUGUUUGAACAUAUUUGAGCUUAGCCCCAUGUAGUAAUGUGUGUGGUUCCCCAGGUGACAGGGUGAUUGACGUGGGCUCAGAGUGGAGGACCUUCACCAAUGAGAAAGCCACCAAAGACCCGUCCAGAGUGGGCGACGCCCAGAACCCACUCCUCAACGGGGGAGACUUGACCACCAUGAUCAGCAAGGUAAGUACACACAUUGGCCAUCUUACCUGACACCACAACUGGCACAGAGGCCCUGCCACCUGGCUAAAGUCACCAUUUACAGGGAAAUAUGCUUAAACCUAUGUUUAUGUUUGUGGUCUGUGGGGCGCCAGACCACAAAAUAAUAAAAUGUCUGCUCCCCUUUGUGUGUGACAUGGUCUUCAUCAGGUUCCACAGAUCUCUCUGAUUUCCAUAAGAGACGUCAUUGUCAUAAGAUUGACCAGGUAGUAAGUCUAUAUCACUAAUGGUUCCAACAAUUCUGUUGUCACCAUAGGGAACAGGCGCGGCUAGUUUUGACGAGUUCGGCAACUCCAAGUACCAGAACCGGCGGACCAUGAGCAGUUCAGACCGCGCAAUGCUAAACGCCUUCAAAGAGAUUACCACCAUGGCCGACCGGAUCAACCUACCAAGGAACAUCAUAGCGAGUCCCAUUCUCUCUUCUAUUUGUUUAGCUUUGUGGAACCUAGUAGCUAGCUAGCUAACUGAUUAAUCUAUUUCCAAAACUCAAGUUAUUUAGCAGGUUACUCUAAAUAUGAGGUUUUCUCUUAACAAAACUAUAUGAAUGUUCACAGCAAACUGAGAGUUUGCGCUGAAGUAAAUGUUGUUGUCUUUGACCCGCAGGACCGAACAAAUAACUUAUUUAAGCAAGUGUACGAGCAGAAGAGCCUGAAGGGGCGGGCCAACGACGCCAUCGCAUCAGCCUGCCUUUACAUCGCCUGUAGACAAGAGGGCGUGCCUCGGACGUUUAAAGGUGAGCUCCUCUAACGAGGAUGUUUAGAGCAUAGAAUUACAUAUCGAAUCAUCUGUAUCAUCUAUGGUUUUAAGAUCAUAUUAGCAUGUUCCAAGCAACGUCUUAGUCAGUGCUGGUUGUCAAGACUUCACGGUUAUGAAAGUUUCCUGGAUCAUGUUCAUUAGGCACCAAAACGGAAGAAAACUGACUGAAACAGGGAUUUUAUUUUCGUUUUUUAAAACGUUCUCCCUUGCAUGUCUUAUUAAAACGACCCUGAAGAUGUGUCACUAAUGACUCCCUUGUCAUCCAUCCCCCGCAGAGAUCUGCGCCGUGUCCCGCAUCUCCAAGAAGGAGAUCGGCCGCUGCUUCAAGCUGAUCCUCAAGGCCCUGGAGACCAGCGUGGACCUCAUCACCACCGGAGACUUCAUGUCCCGCUUCUGCUCCAACCUGGGCCUGCCCAAGCAGGUGCAGAUGGCGGCCACCUACAUCGCCCGGAAGGCCGUGGAGCUGGACCUGGUGCCCGGCAGGAGUCCCAUCUCUGUGGCCGCCGCCGCCAUCUACAUGGCCUCCCAGGCCUCCGCUGAGAAAAAGACCCAGAAAGGUGAGGUUGUGGGUGGGAGGAUGGUGGGGAUAGUUGGUGGUAGGUUGUCUUUGUGUGGUGGUCUUCUUUAUGGGCUGAAUCUGAACUAUUUGUGUUUGUCUAUAAACUUUAAAACCUGAUUCAGUAAAUUUCAGGUACAAAUAACAGUGUGACGUUUGUGGUCCACACUUGACUUGACAGCUCAGCAAACCGUUUCUGAAUGUUCAGGAACUCAUAUUUCUGAUAGUUCUGAGAACACAAGUAUAUCACCAAUGGUCUGAAGACUUAAGGCACCAGUAGUCAUUUCUGCAAAUCUCUACCCUUUGGACAGAGAUUGGAGACAUCGCCGGUGUGGCAGACGUCACAAUCAGACAGUCGUACCGACUCAUCUACCCCCGCGCCGCCGACCUCUUCCCCCCGGACUUCAAAUUCCACACCCCUGUGGACAAACUACCCCAGCUGUAAAGACCCACUUGCCCGACGACACUUUAAGGGUUCUCUUUUUAGUUUUUAUUCAAUUUGCAAUCUUUUCCCCUCUUUUUCCCUUGUUAAUUAACUUAAGACUUUGGGCCAUUGUGAAGGUACUUUUUGCAGGAAUACAGACAAGUACAGGACACGCAUUCCAAUGCUUAAAAAAUGAGAUUGCAAACUGUACUUACAGUAUUUCAUUUGAGUGUGUAUAUAUACUGUAUAUAUGUCCCAAGUGAGAAAAUGUAAUUGGUGCUUGCAAUAUUAUGCUGGUUUCAUACUAUAUACACUUUUUGUAGGAAAUGCAGGUUCUAUUUUGUUAGCUUGUCUGCUUUGUAUUAAGUCAAUUAAAUGCUUUUCUGAAAAGCAUGUUGAACACCUCAUGCAUUGGUUAACAUUAAACUUUGUUUACGGAAUGAGUUUUCUGUGUGUUGACGCUAAUACUGCUUAUGUACCAUUGAGUACAUUGAUCACUACCUCUCU